CAGGAACAACAGCAGCAUGGCAUACAGUGCGAAGAUCGGUCCGUCCAUCCUCAGCAGCGACCUGUCCUGCCUGGGCAGCGAGUGCGUGCGGAUGAUGGACUGCGGGGCCGACUACCUGCACCUCGAUGUCAUGGACGGGCACUUUGUCCCCAACCUCACCUUCGGACAUCCCAUGGUCGAGUGCCUCAGGAAGUCAGUCGGCCCUGACCCUUUCUUUGACCUGCACAUGAUGGUGUCUCGGCCAGAGCAGUGGGUGAAGUCCAUGGCUGCGGCAGGAGCCAGCCAGUAUACCUUCCACAUCGAGGCCACCACCAACCCUGGAAACCUCAUCAAGGAGAUUCAAGAGAGUGGCAUGAAGGUGGGUUUGGCCAUCAAGCCUGCUACUACUGUUGAAGAGCUCGCGCCUUGGGCUAACCACAUCGACAUGGCUCUGGUCAUGACUGUUGAACCUGGCUUUGGAGGCCAGAACUUCAUGGAGGACAUGAUGGCCAAGGUGAGUUGGCUCAGGAGUCAGUUCCCUUCAUUAGACAUUGAAGUAGACGGAGGAGUCGGACCUGACACGAUUCACAAGUGUGCCGAGGCAGGAGCCAACAUGAUCGUGUCGGGCAGCGCCGUCAUGGGCAGCGAGGACCCUCGCUCCGUCAUCGCUCUGCUGCGCACCGUGGUGGCUGAAGCCAUCCAGAAGCGUUCGCUGGACCGCUGAGAUGCCCUCUGUGUGACAACCUACCCGCCCAUCAGCAAUACAACACGACAGCCAGUGGAACAGACUCGACGCGGACAUUUCUGGGGUUGAGGUCAGGGGUCAGAGCAGGGCCAAGUCACUUUGAUCUGAGUGCAGGUGCACCGUGACUCUACAAAACAUUUAGAACGCCAUCCUGUCCUCCCACAAUCGCCCCUCUGAACCAAAGUUGAGUCUCAUCUCGGCGUGGGGACGACCGUUUCCAGACCGGCGGUGAAGUUACACUUAGUUCACAUGUGGAAACAUUCCUGAAUAUAGUUUGACACUGUUUUAAGGGGAUAUUAAAUGGUCCAAGGAGGUUCUGUGUUUAGUAGAUCUUCAGGUUUGCGAGUAAUUGUCUGAAAUCACGUUUCAUAAUUCUGUCUCUUGCUGUUGGGUUGAAAUGAACCGUUGACAACUUGCUAAACUGCUCCGCUUAAAUAAUGUACACUUGUAAAUUUCAGGAGAUUUGUUUUUGCAAAUUAAAGACUACAAUGAAGUGAAGUAUACGUUUGCUUUUGAAUUACUACCAAAAUGUAUUUAAAAAAAUUGCUUGCCUAUUAAAUAAACCAAUAAUGUGUUUCAUUCAA
Messenger RNA from Pseudoliparis swirei, 1308 nucleotides. RefSeq names its product ribulose-5-phosphate-3-epimerase (gene rpe). The transcript has 6 exons. NCBI's taxonomy places the organism in Eukaryota, Metazoa, Chordata, Actinopteri, Perciformes, Liparidae. Gene Ontology annotation, molecular function: metal ion binding; D-ribulose-phosphate 3-epimerase activity. Bases 17 to 703 code for a protein of 228 amino acids. The record is from RefSeq and is a predicted model, not a curated record. Gene Ontology annotation, cellular component: cytosol. Gene Ontology annotation, biological process: carbohydrate metabolic process; pentose-phosphate shunt; pentose-phosphate shunt, non-oxidative branch.